Messenger RNA from Suillus fuscotomentosus, 1347 nucleotides. RefSeq lists its product as uncharacterized. Lineage: Eukaryota; Fungi; Basidiomycota; Agaricomycetes; Boletales; Suillaceae. The record is from RefSeq and is a predicted model, not a curated record. The coding region runs from base 1 to 1347 and encodes 448 amino acids. The transcript has 5 exons.
AUGGCUCGAACGAAACAAACGGCAAAGAAGUCCAAGGGUGGCGAGGCUGCCCGCGUGCAGUUGAAUGUGCCUCUGCAGGAGGAGAGGAUCAUCCAAGUCGGGCUGAUGGAUGUCUGCGAUGCCGGGGAGCAUAACGACUACUGCAUUGUGUGCCGCGACGGAUCUAUGACCACCGGGUCGCUGUUCUGUUGUGAACUAUGCCCGCGCGUGACUUGCACCAGAUGCCUGGAUAUCCCCGAAGAUUUCAAGCGGGUGGUUGCAGGCGACGAUGUCAUAUUCAUAUGCAUCAGUUGCCAUCUUGCGAGGCAAAACAAGGACGGGCCAAAUUUGCCAUAUUUUGGUUUCUACAUGGACGACCAGGCUGUCCUUCCAGGAUUCCUUCCCAUAAGAGCUACGUUAGAAAUAUCCCAGCGUGCUCAAAUAUCCUCGGCUCCAGUACUUCUCAUCCACCUGAAGCUGGUGGGUUGUGAAACCGCCGGAUGUCCCUUUUCCCUGGCGCACGAAUUCCUUCAACCUUACUUUCCUCGAGGUCGCAUCGAAUACCGCGAGGUAGAGUUCGACAUCGCGACCGAUACAAAAGCUACCGCCUAUAAUCGAAGCUGUAACAAAAUGUUGCGUGACCUUUCGAAGCAGGGCCGUUGGGAGCGUGUUGUGAUUGGUAUUACCAAUCACACAGACAACGAGAACGGCGACCCUUUCGCUGGGUAUCGUGAUGGACAGUAUAUUGCCGGAGAAGUCAAAGAGUUCAUGAAUAUUAUCCUAAGCCCAUGGCAGCUCGGCAUAGAUCGUGCUCAAGAGUCCUACCUUUGGCUGUUCUCAUGCGGCGGAAUGGUAAAUAACUCCCAAUCUUUCAGAGCGUUACAGAACGGGGUGCUUGCGCAUCGUAUAUCAGCUAGCUUCGCCUUUGCUGCUCCACGAUUCCAGCCGAACUUCACCAGUCAUCUCCUUCUCGCCUUCGCUGAAAUGGUCCUCAUCGAACGGUUCCGGGUCGCAGACAUAUUCCCGCAGAUCCUGAGUCAAUCAAACAAGCUGGGCCGACACACAGAUGUCAUUUUAAUGACGAAGAAUACCGAUGAUGGCGGUCUUACCGUCGUCAAGUUCAGCUGGGCCCACGUCGACCACAGGCCUUGGGGUCAAACGUUGCCACUUCAAUGUCCAAAUUGCGGAUUCGUCGAUGCCUGGUUGCCUGCAAAUGUUAGCGGGGUGUAUUACUUCCAAUGCACCAACGUUCGUUGCAAGAAGAUACUGAAAUUUGCCCAACCGCCUGGCUCGAAGAAAUUGGUCCCAGGGAAGACGGGCAGCAGUUGCUGGUUAGCCGUACCCCUCCCUGUUCAUUAUUUCUCAUGA